AUGGCACCACUGCCAGCUGCUCGAAUAACUCCGGCUCGUGCAUUUGAACGCACUGGCGUGGACUACGCCAGACCCUUCAACAUAUUCUCGGCCAAGGGACGAGGCCUCCGCGCUAGUAAGGGCUACGUUGCCGUGUUUGUCUGCAUGGCCUCAAAGCUUCAUGACGCCAUCCAAGAUGCUGAAUUGCGCUGGGAUAGUAUCGCUGGGUUGUUGGCCGAUCAAGGAAUAUCUUGGAGAUUUAUCCACCCUAGAGCCCCACACUUCGGAGAACUUUGGAAAGCUAACGUCAAGGCUAUGAAAAGCCAUCUCCACCGCACCAUCGGACCUCGCAAUCUCACCUACGAGAAGUUUUCCACUGUCCUAACUAGCAUCGAAGCCGUUCUCAACAGCCGUCCGCUCACACCGUUCACAGGAGGCCCGGACGAUCUGAAGGCUCUCACCCCUGGACAUUUUCUAGUCAACGGAUCUCUAGCCUCUAUCAUCGACUCCAGCUCUACGACUCAGAAUCUCGAUUGCCUCACGCAUUGGGAGCUUGUACGCGGCAUCAGAGUCAAAUUUUGGACUCGCUGGAGCCACGAGUACCUAAACACACUCCAACAACGGCCCAAAUGGAAGGUCCUUUGGCGAAAUUUCCAGAUCAACGACGUCGUCGCAGUAUUUAAUCCCACCCUCCUCUAG
Copidosoma floridanum is the source of this 678-nucleotide messenger RNA. RefSeq lists its product as uncharacterized. The record is from RefSeq and is a predicted model, not a curated record. NCBI's taxonomy places the organism in Eukaryota, Metazoa, Arthropoda, Insecta, Hymenoptera, Encyrtidae.